GGUCAGUUUGGUGUGUUUACGUUCUCUCAGGAAGGAAGGAAGAAGUCACGCGUCCUUGAAGUGAACAAGCGUGCAAGGAAACAAAAUGUCGCUACAAGCUUCAGGAAUAAUCAAACCGGGGAUUAUCUCUGGACUCCGGGUCUCUAAAGAUCACCUGACCAUCGCGGUUCCUGUUGCAGUGGCCGCAGCUGUGGGAACAUACCUGCUCACCAGGUACCUCAGCAGCCGGAGUGACUCCAAAGGGAAGGUGAACCUGGAGGUCGACAAGGACAACACCAAGGUGGUGCACAGCUUUGAUAUCGAGGAUCUUGGCAAGAAGGCCGUCUACUGCCGCUGCUGGAGGUCCAAGAAGUUCCCAUACUGCGAUGGUGCUCACACCAAACACAACGAGGAGACAGGAGACAAUGUGGGUCCUCUGAUCAUCAAGAGGAAAGACGCCUGAGCGGCUGGUCAUCACCCUGCUGCUGCUGUUGUUUGAUUUUCCGAGAAACAGGGUGUGUGUGUGUGUGUGUGUGUGUGUGUGUGUGUGUGUGUAAUUUACAUCAUUCUUGUAUCAGAUCAGAUAAAGACCUCACAACAAAAUCAACUAUUAUCAUCAUUCACACUAGGGUUGUGUGACCCGAGACAUCAUAACGACAAGCGCUUAACAGACCGCAGUUCCUGUUUCUUUUUUCUGUCCUCAUCAACCAACUACACUACAAAUGAAUGUUUCACUGUUGAACCUCAACAGAUGUGUAAGCAGUAACAAGGACAAUUAGUAAUGAACCCUAACGUUUUCUUCAUGACAAAAAAGUCUUUGUUCCAGAUUCAUGAUUCGAGAUGUUGUACUAUAAUAGUAAUAGUAGUAAAUAACUUCUCAUGGAUAAGGUUUGGAUGGGUUUCUUCAAGGUUCUCCGGUUUUUAUCCAAGCUCCUAAAACCAUGCAGGUGGCUGAAUAUAAAAAAGCUAAGAUUAAUUGCCCCCCAAGUGUGAACAAGGUGCGACUGGUGCCCUGCUUUCCCAUGCAGAGAGUGUUCCUGCUUUGGAAUUAUCCAGUGUUCCUGGAUUCAUCUCCAACUUUGGGAAUGUUUAAAGUAACCUCUUGUUAAUGCAUUGCUUCAGGGAUUAAAGAUCAAAUCAAAUUACA
Molecule: messenger RNA, 1126 nt
Organism: Tachysurus vachellii
Lineage: Eukaryota; Metazoa; Chordata; Actinopteri; Siluriformes; Bagridae
Exons: 3
Coding region: 86-442 (118 amino acids)
Biological process (GO): regulation of autophagy
Cellular component (GO): intracellular membrane-bounded organelle; mitochondrial outer membrane
Molecular function (GO): 2 iron, 2 sulfur cluster binding
Source: RefSeq, a predicted model, not a curated record